AUGGCGAAGUACAUUCUAAAGUCAUGCUGUGCUUGUGGAUCUUUGAGGACAGGAACUAUAAUAUCUGGUGUUACAGCAAUAUUGCUCUCUAUCAUCGGCAUCAUCAUUGUUUUAGCAGUAAGAGUUGAUAUCAAAACUGUUGUGUUCGAUUGGCUACCAAAAUGGGCAGUUCAAGUGAUAAUCGUACUGAAUUUGGUAAUGACCAUCAUUCUUUCUACUGUGAUGAUCAUCGGUGUUGUCAGGCGGAAUUGGUAUAUGAUGAUACCAUGGAUAGUUCUUGGAGGUAUGCUGGCUAUUGGUCUACUGGUGUCCAUCCUCUACAACAGUAUUGUAUUUUAUAUUGAUGGAGACAACCUGAAUGGGACACUCUGGUUGGUGUUGGGAUUGAUAUCUUUCUUUGUGUACUGUUAUAUGUGGUACGUAUCGUUCAGCUACUUCGCCAAUCUGAGGGAAGAGUCAGAAAGGGGAGCAUACUCCAAGGAUCCAUUCAGGCGCCAACGGAUAUAA
Molecule: messenger RNA, 507 nt
Organism: Phaedon cochleariae (mustard beetle)
Lineage: Eukaryota; Metazoa; Arthropoda; Insecta; Coleoptera; Chrysomelidae
Source: the annotation of a GenBank genome assembly